AUGUCUGAACUUACUGCUCCCGUUCUUCCCGACCACGUCAAGAAACCUAAUGAGGAAGAAUACAAGAAAACUUUAGAACAAGUCAAUGCCAACAUUGAAAAGAUUCAAAAGCAAUUCGCAAGUAUUGCCUUAUUAUUAGAAAAGAUUGCAAAGUUGCCUGGUAAGGAUGAUGGCAAUCGUCGCGAGGAAAUUAAGGCCGAAUUGGCCGAGAUUCGUGAUAAGCAAGCCGAACUCAAAAAGACUCGUAAGGCUGUCUAUGAACAAUUAGAUGCUAUUAACGAUUCUAUUAGAAAGAAGGUCGGUUCUAUCAAGGGUUUCCAAACCAAGAUCCCUUUCAAGACUACCGAAGAAGUUGAUGCUCGUAUCAGUGAACUCGAAAACAAGAUCGAAGCCGGUGUUAGAAUUGUUGAGGAAAAGAAGAUGCUCCAAGAGAUUUCAUUAUUAAAGCGUAACCGUCUCUCUGUUGAAGGUGUUGAUGAUCAACAAAGCGCUAUCAACAACGAAAGAUCUAUUCAUGAUGAACUCAAGAAAAACAUUGAUGAAUCUGAGGCUAAAAAAUUAAGUGACCGUUACGAGCAACUUGAUGCCGAAUUUAAGGAACUUUUCGCUGAUCAAUCCAAGCAACGUGAGAUCCGUAACGGCCUCUAUGAUGAGCGUAACCGUCUCAAGACAUUAUUAGAUGAAGAGUAUACCAAGAUGCGUACUCUCCGUGAUGAACAUCGUAAGAACAAUGAUGAAUACUAUACUUUUGUUCGCCAAUUGAGAGAUUUCAAGAGAGAACAAGAACAACUUCGUAAGGUUCGAGAAGAAAAUGAAAAGCGUCAAGAAGCUGCCAAGCAAGAACUUGAGUUGGCUGCUUUACCCGCUUUUGAAAGUGAGAUCGCUCUUUGCGAUAACCUCGCCAUCUUUUUGGAAGGCUUCGUUUCUUCUGCCAACAAGACUGUUACUGCUGCCGAAGCUCCCGCAGUUGUUGCUCAAGCUUUUGAAGGUAUGGUUAUCAAGAAGAAGGACGAUGAUAUUUUCUUUGCUGGUAACAGCGGUAAGAAGAACAAGCAACAAAAGACCAAAGAUCCCAAGGAAAAGAAGUCUGAUGUACUCAAGUUGCCCCUUGCCACUAUGGAAGCCUUCUUCGAUAUUAAGGUCACCGUACCUACCAAAAUCUCUGAAGUCCCUGCUACUCUUUUAAAGUUGAAGGAACGUAAGGCAUACUACAUUGCUGAACAACCCAAGGUGACUGAAUUAAAUAAGAAGAAUGCCGAAAAGAAGAUUGAGGCCAUGUUGAAGGAGGAAAAGGAAGAAAAGGAGGCCGCUGCCGCUGCCGCUGCUGCUGCUGCCGAGGCACCUAAGGAAACUGCUGUUGUCGCUGAAGAGAAGACCGAGUAA
Molecule: messenger RNA, 1383 nt
Organism: Mucor mucedo
Lineage: Eukaryota; Fungi; Mucoromycota; Mucoromycetes; Mucorales; Mucoraceae
Exons: 5
Coding region: 1-1383 (460 amino acids)
Biological process (GO): intracellular mRNA localization
Cellular component (GO): nuclear outer membrane-endoplasmic reticulum membrane network; endoplasmic reticulum; ribonucleoprotein complex
Molecular function (GO): mRNA binding
Source: RefSeq, a predicted model, not a curated record